Cryptococcus wingfieldii CBS 7118 is the source of this 2166-nucleotide messenger RNA. RefSeq lists its product as hypothetical. NCBI's taxonomy places the organism in Eukaryota, Fungi, Basidiomycota, Tremellomycetes, Tremellales, Cryptococcaceae. The transcript is spliced from 4 exons. Gene Ontology annotation, biological process: regulation of DNA-templated transcription. The record is from RefSeq and is a predicted model, not a curated record. Bases 1 to 2166 code for a protein of 721 amino acids. Gene Ontology annotation, molecular function: DNA-binding transcription factor activity; sequence-specific DNA binding; zinc ion binding.
AUGGAUCUCGCCAUCGAUCCAUCCCUGGAAUCACAGGAUGCUCCCCGCAGGACCAAGUCAGGCCGGCCAUCCAAAGCUCGCGGCACCGUACCAGGCUCAGCAGCCGACUUUCGACGCCGGGAAGCCAAUCGCCUCGCAGCAGACCGUUCCCGAAGCCGACAAGCAGAAAAACACAGUGCUCUCGAUAAUGCGGCAAGAGUAUUGCAAGAAGAGAAUACCAGACUGAAGGAGCAGAUCCUGGCUCUGGAGAGUGCCGGGGCUGUCGCCGCGUCGGAAGAGUACUCGCAUGUCGAACACGAAUCAGAAGAACCCGUCGCUGGGCCAUCGAGAACGGCCGAAAUAGAGCACCACGACGAUGAAGCUCAAGAUGACCAAGAGGCGCAUUCACAUACCAUCCUGGCUGCCCUCACCGACAUCACGGGCGUCGACUUUUCAGAAGGCAAUGAGGCCAACUGGAUGCAGGGCAUGGAGAGCUUUUUGAAAGAUUCGACCGAGUCGGGCAGACUGGGCGAGCUGGCUGCUGUAGCCACUGGGGGCGAGGACAAUGAGGCGCAUCCGGUCAACGAGAAAACUGGGGUCUCCUAUCCUCUCCCUGGGCAAGUUGCGCCAAACCCAGCCAUCAUCCUCGCGGCGGCUCUCAACACCGAGAUCGAGUGUCUUGUCAUGGAAGACCUGGCUUUCACCAAAGCUGCCAUCGUCAGAAUCGAGCACCAGAUCUCCUCCCUCGCCGGCAACCAUGGCCUGAGGCAUGCGGAUAACGCCCGGGACAUCGUUGGCGAUCUUUUGCCUGAUGCUCUCUAUGCGGACGACGCAGAGUUGAUGGAGCAGACAAACGACAAUCUUGUGCAUACUAUCGCAGAUCUCGAAGCAGCGCUGCCAGGGGUCAGAGACGACUUUAUCAAGGCGAGAGAAGAAAAGGCUGGCGAAGAGAGGCGGAUCGCCGAGUUGGUGCAGGAGAUCAAGAAUUUGGGGACAGCGAAUGCGGAAGAUAAGGCAAAGGUGGAUGUGGCGCUGCGAUCGAUUGGUGGAUACGUCGUCAACAUCCUUGAUGAGCAGGAGAAUCAACAACAAACAACCUACUCCCCUGCGCUCGCUCGCCGUCGACGAGGUCGCCCCCCCAAGUCGGAUAUCUCUCGCACCUUCUACCAAUCAUUCCUCAUCCCUCCGCACUCCUCGUCCGGCUUAGAUGAAAGAGGCAAAGCGCGCCUUCUCCGCGGACUCCGAAAAUCAAGCUACCUCUCGCAGACCAUUACGAUUACCGAAAGGUCUUCCCAGCAAUUUGAAGGGAGUAAUGAAGAGCCGAGGACUUUGGAUGCUGCUGAGCAAAGUGAUAAAGCGCAGGAGGAAACCACAGCCGAAGCCGUCAACCGUGCCGAAGCAUACAUUCUCUCCCAGCUUGAUUCCCAGCUCCCCCCACACUCUCCUCAUGAACACCCCGAACACAGAGAGGGUGAGGAUAUGCGCCUAGAAUCAGAGUCUUUCGUAGACUUUCUUCCUCCGCAGGAUGAAGCCCCAUCCAGCUCUGCUGGCAAUACCGACAAUGUCUACCCGCCUCCCAUGUCUACGCCCAUGGCACGACAUGCUUCUCUCCAGGCAUCUGCAUCUCCACUCGCGCCGUCAGUUCUGUCCCGUUUAAGGCAGGGCCCGCCGGGAAGCUGUGAUAUCUGUACGAGGACGGAGACGACUGUUUGGAGGAAGUUGACGUUGGGUGGAGUGGACUACAAGGUCUGCAAUGCAUGCGGACUGUAUCACUCCAAGUUCGGCGUCAUCCGUCCACCGGAGCUUUGGGGCGAUGGCAAAUCACUCAAAAAGCGUCGAACGACAGUACGCGCCGAAGGAGAGGAUUACAGCAGAAAGAGACCCAAAAGGCAAGACGGCCCUCACGAACACGAUGCGCUUGAUACGGAAGAAGGAAACGUUUAUGAGUCCGACCUCAGAGAUAUGGGAUCAGAGGUGAAGGUGGGGGUACAAGAGGAGAGGUUGGACGACCCGGCGAUCAGCUAUGGGGCCCAGGAAGGGUUGGAGCAGGGUAUGGGUGUUAUGGACGAGUUCUUGCCGUUGGGGGAUCAGGUGGAUGAGCUGGAAAGUGAUGCAGGGGCCGGGGCUGAGCACCCUGGGGAGCUGGAAGAUGGGAUUGACGAGGCCUUCACGGCUGAGGGGAUGUAG